AUGGAGUUUGAAAAGGUCGAAUUAUACGGAGGUGCCAUUACCGCGAGCAUACCUGCGGGGCUGCUGGAUGCCUCGACUUUGAGACAAAUACCGGACACCCAGGAGGUGUUUCUCAACCCCAGCACGAACACCACAGAUUACCACAAGCUUCACAAAGACGACACCAUCAUCUUUGACUUGAUGGAGCGGGUUGACGUCGGAACUGGUAACGAUUCAAACUGCGUGGAACUUCAUUUGGCCGAAAUUGCCAAUUUGAACGGAGCAGACCAGAAUGAAUGGACCACUAUUGAGAGCACUUUUGUUGAUUUGCCGAAAUUCCAAAGUGACAAUGCUUAUUUGGCGGUCGCAUUGGAACCGGCUAGAAAAUGGGGUAGAGGGGAGGAUCUCAAUCCGACUCUGGUGGUGGUCCUGGGGAUCGUGAGGAUUUUAAAGACAAGCACAGAUUUGCUGGUGACCAUUAAUGUUCCAAUUUCAUCGAAAGAUGAGCUACGAGAUCUUUUUGCUCUCAUAGAAAACAACGUGCAGUCCGGUAAUCUAGCCCAGAAGAGAAUUGACACGGCCAAAGGUGUGGUUUCGAAAACCCUGGAGACAUUGAAUGUUGAAGACUGGAGUCUGUUUGGAUAG
This is a messenger RNA of Kuraishia capsulata CBS 1993, 624 nucleotides long. RefSeq lists its product as uncharacterized. Gene Ontology annotation, molecular function: small GTPase binding; guanyl-nucleotide exchange factor activity. Gene Ontology annotation, cellular component: nucleus. Gene Ontology annotation, biological process: protein import into nucleus. The record is from RefSeq and is a predicted model, not a curated record. The coding region runs from base 1 to 624 and encodes 207 amino acids. Lineage: Eukaryota; Fungi; Ascomycota; Pichiomycetes; Pichiales; Pichiaceae. The transcript has 2 exons.